AUGACUCGUCCGUCGAAUAAUUUUCAGUACCCUAAAAUAAAGCGAGAAAUGACCGGUGAUACGGGAUUCGGUCUAGGUGUUGGAGUAGCAAGCGGCUCCGGACUUGCUGCGGCCCAACAAGGCCAGGGAGUCGCAGCUUUAUUGGUGAUGCUGGCCGUUCUCUGCUUUAUAUUCGCGUACUGCUGCUGGGGAGCUCCGUUCUGCAGGUCGUUGUGUCGCAGACACUGCUGCUGCAGGCUAGAAGAUCCAGAGCUUGACACAAGAUUCGGCAGCAGUGAUCAGGCCAUGGUCGCUACUCCGACGAUUAUUCUGCUGCCUCACGGAAGAAUGCUGGUAGUUGAUGGAAAUAUUUUCAGUCAGUUCCAAGCUGAUACUACAGGUCUUGAUCUGGUGGAAUUGGGUGAAAAUGUUCUGAGGGCACAACGUAACUCACGGUAUGUUAAUCGACACCACUUGUCGCACAAUAGCCAAGGAAGCAUGUUGGAAAUGGAUGCUGAGACACCGAGUAAAGAUAGUAUUGGCUCGGUUGGUUGCUUUCCACCACCGACUUAUGAAAGUAUUUAUGGUAAAGAAGAAGGUGACAUGCCGCCAUCAUAUUCUGAUAUUAUUUUACACAGUCUUGAUAAUUGCUCACAUAUCAUAACGAAUCCAAUGAACACUGUGACUUAUCAUCCCUACGCAACAAUAACGUCCUUUUCGAGUCAGAAUUUUUCACGUAAUCUGACGAGGAAUAACUCGAGGCACAAUCAACCAAGCACAACGACCGACAGUUUUUACAUUGAAAAUGAGUAUAAUAAUAUUUACACAGUAAAUAGCAACAACAACAUAAACCAUAAUCACAACAAUCAACAAAACACAAAUGUAAAUGUAAAUGUUAAUUCAAAUAAUAAUCACCCUACGACCAAUCACAGAAAUUUCUACGUAAUGACCAACGGGAGCCUGUACCGUCAAAACGCAUCACGUGGAUUUAUUUCUAACGAAGAGCUGCACAGACACUUUAGUGAUACUAAUAAUAUAAGUUCUACCUUCGAUAAUUAUAAUUUUAACUCUAAUUCUAAUUCUAACGGGACGUCGUCCAGUGAGACUUCUGAUCCUCGGGUCCAGAGCACACAAGAGACAGUUGUUGACGUUAAUGUUACUGAAAGGCGAUCUGGCGAACGGGAUGGAGCUAGUGCUGUUGGAUCAAUUAAUAUCAUCAGUUCUAAUUCUAAUUCUCACGCUAGUGCUAAUCAAAAUCCACGCAAUCAUAUUGAUCCUGAUGGUAGUGCUAGGGCUGAUCAGAGACGUGAUAGACACCGUGAUAUUGAUAUGGAUGAAGAAAAUAAUAAUUUUGUAACACUUGCUGAUAUUCGUGAGAGCCGCGUGUGA
Messenger RNA from Cotesia congregata, 1368 nucleotides. Lineage: Eukaryota; Metazoa; Arthropoda; Insecta; Hymenoptera; Braconidae. The record is from the annotation of a GenBank genome assembly.